Molecule: messenger RNA, 667 nt
Organism: Fusarium redolens
Lineage: Eukaryota; Fungi; Ascomycota; Sordariomycetes; Hypocreales; Nectriaceae
Exons: 1
Coding region: 153-518 (121 amino acids)
Source: RefSeq, a predicted model, not a curated record
UCACGCCACUAUCUUCAUCACGGAUCUCGGCUUCCUACCCUGGAGAGUUCUGUGCGUUGUAACAUCUCAUGUCCAUCCUAGUUCCAGCGAGUCAAUAUAAGUGUUUCAAUAAUGGUGGAAGGUAAACCUACUUGAAUCCUAGGGUCAGGAAAAUGGUUUUUAAAAGGUUGCUGCUCAGUACUGCGUUAAGCGGUCGAAUCGGCUUGACAGUGUCCUGCGGAUCCUCAGCAUUUAGCCAAGCACGGCCUAUUGUCGGCCUUGUUAGGGGAAGAUCUCCGAAUAGUCAUCCGCACCUCUCACCAUCGCGCUCUCGCUACCAAAUGCUCCGAAGACCAAGAUUUCCUAUUCUAGCGCUUCCAAUACCGAGGAUCCUUCGCGCUAUUCAGACUCGUGAUAGUCACCCCGCAUCUUUGACCAGGGGAUUUGCGGGGUCGGGGAUACCGGAGCCGAAGCGCACAGGGCACUCUGAAGUCGCAUCGACGCUGAAUGUUUAUUAUGCGGGGAAGACAAGCAUCUGAAUAGCGUCAAGAUCGACAGUUUGUUUCCCUGGAUUGGGGGAAUAUUUGUCUUCCCCAGCUUUUCGCUGGUCGCAACCCCUGUUCCUCGUACCAUUAGUUCAGGAGGACAUACGUCAGGUGUUGUUGAGCGUCUAAUUCAAGAUGAAAAC